AUGACCUCAACUUCCCCCAAGAGAAAGCGAGGCUACCUUCACCCCUUGGAUACGGAGACGCCCGGACCUCGGCUUUUGAGUGAAAGCGAUUUGGAAGAAUAUGACGAAGGUAGUCCUCGAAGCAAAGUCGCGCGGAAGUUGGAUGACCUCGAAAUCCACGGUCGUCAGGAUCAGGAAAAUCACGACACCAGUGAGAGGCAGCACAGACUCCUCACGAUUCCUGUAAUAUCAUCGACUGGAGCACCUGACCACGAUGGGGACAUUGCGACACUAGAGAACGAGCAAAUACCAGAAAGUCUGACAGAAGCUGAUCCCACCCCUACUACCGACCCGACAAAGACACCAGGAAAUCUAUCCCGCUCCAAAUCUUCGCCCAUGGCAAGUGAGUUGUCUCAUGGAUUUUGGCAAGAUUCUGAGAUCACUGGUCAUGAUCCCGACGACCCGAGUGACGACGGAUAUGGGAUAAACGGCAUCGGUUUCAAACCAACAGCAGCAGUGGCAUGGUCAAGAUCGCAGCGGCGGAAACAGCAACUGUCCGACUACAAGAAUCGCGAGGCGCGAGAAGCGAGACAACAGAGAAGUGAGAGGAGAAAACGAGGUCUCGACGAAGACGAAAACCCAUUAACCAUCGAGUCCUCGCCUCGUAAGACCGCCCGUGUUCAUUUCCACGACGGCUGA
Messenger RNA from Fonsecaea nubica, 678 nucleotides. RefSeq lists its product as hypothetical. Lineage: Eukaryota; Fungi; Ascomycota; Eurotiomycetes; Chaetothyriales; Herpotrichiellaceae. The record is from RefSeq and is a predicted model, not a curated record. The coding region runs from base 1 to 678 and encodes 225 amino acids. The transcript has a single exon.